CAGCACCGUGGACAGCAACAGUUCCAGCCGGACACGUAGUUUGUCGGCCCUUGCGUUGGCUGAGCUGAGGUUUACUGUAUAAAUCCCCAAGAAGGAAGCUUGCACUGCUUUUUACCACUGGGAAGAAGACUGGCCUAAAAGUCAGGAUUCUAGCAGAGUUAGGAAAUAUUUGCCCUUGGGCAGAAACCCUCAUAACUGUUUUCUCAUCUGGAAAGUGGAGAUACUUUUGUGCCCUUUGUUUCUACAAAUAAGAAAAAGCAACGAAGAAUAUUAUUAUUGGUGUCUGGAAUUGAAUUUGCCAGGAAUGUGAGCACAGCUUCUUCAGUAAAGAUCUUGCCUUUGGAAACAUCUUACCCCUUGGCAGCUCUCCAGAGUUCAGACUUGGCAGCCUCAAGGACACAACACAAGAUAAUGAAUGAAUAAAAUACUGGCCUCUAAAGUGUUAUCUCUGUUCGGAUGUUUGUUUAAAUGACCAGGAAGUAAUUGGAGGAAACAUAGUGAGUAAGCGUUUUGCAGGCAUUUUGGAGAUCAAAGAUGGGUAGAAAAGAUGCCUCCACUAUAAAACUUCCUGUUGAUCAGUACAGAAAGCAAAUUGGUAAACAGGAUUAUAAAAAAACCAAACCGAUUUUACGAGCAACCAAAUUAAAAGCAGAAGCAAAGAAAACAGCAAUAGGCAUAAAGGAAGUUGGCCUUGUACUUGCAGCUAUACUGGUCCUCCUACUGGCUUUCUAUGCUUGCUUUUAUCUCAGACUGUCCACAGAUGUUGACCCUGAUCUGGAACCAGAUGAUGAUUAGCUGAGCAGCAAUCAAUGCAUGAAAAGGAAAUAAUUUUAUAAAAGCACCUCUAGGGACCAAUACUUUCUGAAGUACCGAGACAGCAAGAUCUUGAAUUUUUUCUGGUGGUAUUUUCAGUUUGCAGAAAUAUCUUUUUAAAUGUUGCAUAGGAUAUCAAGAAAAGAACCUUACCUAUCAAUGUAGGAUGUGUGCUACUGGAUACUUUUAUAAAUCUUUCUACUUUGACAGGUAAACUAUUCAUGGUGCAUUUAGAUAAAAUGGAAAAUAGAUCCUAAAUUCUUCAGAUGUCUUAGGCAAUUUAUGUGUAUAACUCCAUCACUUACAGAUUACUAAAUCUAUUUUUGUUCCAUACUCAUCAUAAGUAAAAGUAUAUAUCCUCACUUACAGAAACAUUCUCUAGUCACAUUCAGAACCUAAGAAGGAAUGAAAAGUCAUGGAAAAUUUUUCAUUUUACAAAGAAGCCCUGCUUUCUUUCCAGACGUAUUUUAUAUCAUUAGAGAGACUAUCUGCACAUACAUCUACAGUAAUCUUUUUCCUUCUUUGCCAACUGUUCAGUGCACAUGUGCUCCAUCAGAAAUGGCACCUGGAUGACAGAAGCUCAAAGAGUUACAUAUGUCUGUAAAAUAGAGUUCCUUUUCUGUUGAGCUGUCUGAACUGGUGUAAAUAGAAAGUUCAGUUGAUCUUGAUUUUAAUUAACUUAUUACUCUAUUAAUAUAAACUUGGAAUUCUAUUUUAAUUAUGUUGUUCUGGCUGCUUGCAGUAUCAGUUUGCCCCUCUUGUUAGGGAGAUAUGUAACAAUCUGUCGUCUAAUUGUGCAGUCUUUUUCACACAACAGUAAUAGCAGAAGUCCUGUCUACUCAGAAUCAUUUUCUUGGGUUGUCUCUUAUAUCUGAACAAUACAAAUCUGUUUUAUGAAAUUAUAUUUUGUCUCUUGGGAAUUAAAUCAAUUAGAACUCUUUCAUGAAAAGUAAUAGAAGAAAAUAUGUCAUAUUACUUGCAUAUGGAGUUUUUCAUUUAUAUGAUUUUUUAAGGUAUUUUACAUUUGUUGGAGUAUCAUGACUAAUGUAUUCAAUAUUUUUUGCUGGUAAAGGAAUUUUUAAAUAUUUUUAAAACACAUGAAUACAUAAAGCUUAGAACAUGGAAAACAUGUGUGUCCAUAGCAGAGUUGUUAGUUACUACCUUAGGUAAAUAUGUAUAGAAAAUGAAUAGUUUGCAACAUGUGCAUAAGGUGUUUUAUAGUAAAUACAUUGUAUUUCUAAAGAGUAAAUAAAAUGUUGAUUGUUUUCAUACUCCCCAAGAGAAGAAAGUAUUGAUAAACAUCCUAGAUAGUCUUCGGGACUUUUGCAGAGAGUUAAAAGUGGCUGUCUAGCAUUAUGUUCCGUAGAAUUUAUUCAAGUAGCAUAAUUUAUUUCAUCAGUGUGAAACAGGCAAACGUUACAGUAUCCUCACAGAUCAUUUAUGCCAAGCAUCUGAGGGCAAAAUUUAACCAGUGCUAUUUACUGGAUUCUUCCCCUUGAAAUCACAAACUUUAAGAGACAGACCAAGAGUUCCUAUAUGCUCACCACAGUGGACAAAUCCAAGUGGCAUUUUUAGGAAAGGUUGCAGCAUUUAAUGCCAUGUGGUAUGUCUGUUUGUGAAGUGGGUGGCAAGGGAAUAUCCAAGCUGGCAUUUUGGAUAUGAUGGGUCUUUUACUUUCCUGAGUGACACGCCACAUGUCAAGAAAUACUGCUUUCCCCCACUCCUAUCACAUUUACGUGAACAAUCUUCAUUUAGUUAUUUCCCCUCCCAUCUGGUGUUAAAUACAGUCUUAUUAAAUAAAGAUUAUUUCUAAUUUCAGUGGUAAUUUAAAUGCAAGGAUAUGUAAUAAUUGUUUAUUAGAUACCUAUCCAAGUGAGAUAUAACAGAAUUUACGGUAUUUAAAACAGAUGAUUAUACUCUUGGAAAUGUUUGAAAAUUCGUUACCCUGAAAAAAAGAAAAGAAAGAAAAAGAAAACUUUACUAUCCUAUUCUACUCUUCAGGUAUUCUUUGGGGGAAAAAUGUGGUUUCUGAUAGUAAUGACUAUUAGCCUAAACACAGUAUAAUUAUAGGCAAAUUUCAUUACCUAGUGUUAUCAAUACACUGAGUCUAUGGCUCCAUUUGUAUGACUGAUUGACUUAUGGUAAGUCCCGAAGGCUAACUCUGAUUUUAAUAAAUAGCAGGUAAAGUGAGACAAUGUAUGUUUACAAAACACUCUUUUCAUGAAAUGCAUAUUUUUCAAACUCACAUUAACUGGGAAGCAGCCAAUCCUCUGCAGAGAUAUUCCAAGUUGAAGUCUGGUUUGAAUCUUUGAAGACAGAGAGGUGAUAUCCGGCCUGCAGUUUCAGGGCAAUACACUUUUGAAUAGUGAGUGGUAUUUGGUAUAAAUCUGAGACUGGCACCAGACAGAUUUUAGGCACGGGUUUUUCCCCUUCCAAUAAUUCGCUGCUAAGAGUAAUUUAGAAGACAAAAACAAAAAAACUUUAAUGACUUUUCAGAAUGUUAGAGUCUAUCUGUUAACGUACUCUUUUUGCAGAAGAAGUUUCAACUAAUGCAGCUGGACUUAACGUACAGCCUAUGGAACACUGUGAAUGAAGCUUGAAUGGUUGCUGGUUCUUAUCUUGCAUGCAAAAUAUAGAAUAUGUAAAUUCAUUUCAGAAGAGAUGUUGUAAAAAUAUAACCUCAUCUAGAAUUUCUUUUAAAACAAAUGUACUAAAAGCCUAUUUUAGUAUCAGCAUGAGGUUUGUUGUUGUUUUAAGGUGACAAAAUACUUGAAGAUUUUCUAAUCUUUUUCAAUUUUUCAUAAAGGUAGGAGAAAUACUCCCAUCCCCACUGAUGAUUACAAAUUCCUGAAAAUAUAUUCUUAUUCAUUUCUGUAAUUCUAGUAGUGUAAUGAUCUGCACAUAUUUAAUAAAUGUAUGUUAAAAUUUAAGUUAAUUUCUUUUCAUCCUCUCAGAGCCUGGCACAGUUUUUGCAUGUAAUAGAUGAUCAAAAAUUAUUUGCAUUUAAUAAAUAAAACAAAAAUCACAGUAUUGAUCAACUCA
Messenger RNA from Hippopotamus amphibius kiboko, 3855 nucleotides. It is a transcript of the gene TRIQK, whose product is annotated as triple QxxK/R motif containing. Gene Ontology annotation, cellular component: endoplasmic reticulum membrane. The record is from RefSeq and is a predicted model, not a curated record. The transcript has 7 exons. Bases 535 to 795 code for a protein of 86 amino acids. NCBI's taxonomy places the organism in Eukaryota, Metazoa, Chordata, Mammalia, Artiodactyla, Hippopotamidae.